AAUAAUAAUAAUAAUAAUAAUAAACAAUAUGAAUGAGUCAUUUAUACAAAAUAAUCAAUCAAUAUCUUCAAUUUCUAAUCAAAAUAUUAAUAUAUCCAAUGAUAAUCAAUUUAUUAUAGAAUGGAGUUUAACUAAUCUUUCCACAAAGAAUACAUCACAACAAAUUUAUUAUUUUUUCAAUCAUUAUGUGAAUACUUUAUUAAAAAAUCCAUAUAAACGAGUAUUAUUAUCAUUGUAUAUAAUCAUAUUAAUAUUUGGUACAUUCAUUAAUUUAUUAUUAAUAUAUACAAUUAAAAAAUUACGUAAUCCAAAAUCUUUAGCUAAUAGACGAAUGUUAUUAAUACGUGUAUUAUGUGAUUUAGCAUUAGCAUGGUUUGGUGUACCAUAUACAGCUUAUACAGCUGUAUAUAAAAAUUGGUUAUUAGGCAAUAUAAUGUGUAAAAUUUCUGCAUUUCUUAUUUAUUUUAUUGUUGCAUUAAAUAAUUUUUUACUUGUUGCUAUAUGUUUAAAUCGUAGUGUAGGAAUAAGUCAAAAUGGUAAACAUUUAACUGAUCCAACAGUUAGUGUACCAUGUCGAGUAAAAUGUUUAUUAGUUGCAGCUGGAUUAUUAGCAUUAAUUAUUGCAUUUCCUGGUGGAAUUGUUAGUGAACAAGUACAAAUUAAAUUACCUGAAACAAUGAAAAUAUAUUUUGAUUUAAAUACAGAUAUAUCAGAAAUGAUACCUAUGAUAUGCAUGGAUUCCUGGUCUCGUGAAGCUCAGCUUGCGUAUGAUGUUAUUUUAAUAGUAGCAAUAUAUGUUUUACCACUGAUAGUUGUAUGUUUAAGUCAACAUGUCGUCACAGUUCAUUUGAAACAGUCACAAAGGCUAUUAAUGCUUUCUGGAUAUCGUAAUACAACAGCAUGGACAAGAAGACGUCAGCGUCUCACAAGACUAUGUGUGUUAAUGGCAGCGCUGUUUGUUUUAUCUUGGUCACCGAACCAUGUAUGUAAUCUGUUGACAAAAACAUUUCAUAUUAACUAUCCAGUAACUGAAAUUUUACUUGAUUAUUCAAUGUGUUUAGCUAUGUCAAAUGCUGUAACAGGUCCGUUAUUAUUAAUUGCCACAUGCUCAAACUAUCAUCGUUAUAUAUUUCGCUUCUUCUAUCGAUCAUCAAUGACAAGCCACUCUACUACAAGUUAUUCAAUGCCAGCUAAUUCUAUACAUUCAUCAACUGGAAUAGGUUUACCAAUCGAAACAUUUCCAACUAUUCAUAAUCGUGUGCGCAAACAAAAACUAAAAAUCACUGCGGAUUCACGUACAUUAGAAAUGGUUGGAAAUGAAUGUGACUCUAAUUAACCAUUGAUAGCAAAAUCAAAAUCUUUUUAUUGUGAAUAUUUUUACUGUUUGUGAUCAAGAUGUUUGCUUUUGUCAUUAUAGACGUCAGUGAACAAGCGGUAGUGAUACAAACAAAAAACAAUGAAGUGAAAAAUAUAUCUGAAAGCAUAUUGAUUGUUAUGUUAAAAUAAUUCUUUCAAUUUUUUUCAUUAACGAACUUUUGUGUCGUAUUCGAUGUCGUUUUUUGAUAUACCGUCAUGGAUAUAUAACAGAUAAUAAAUAUAUAUAUUUUCACAAUGGA
Messenger RNA from Schistosoma intercalatum, 1616 nucleotides. The record is from the annotation of a GenBank genome assembly. Lineage: Eukaryota; Metazoa; Platyhelminthes; Trematoda; Strigeidida; Schistosomatidae.